Myripristis murdjan (pinecone soldierfish) is the source of this 1505-nucleotide messenger RNA. RefSeq names its product ring finger protein 183 (gene rnf183). The record is from RefSeq and is a predicted model, not a curated record. The coding region runs from base 214 to 1155 and encodes 313 amino acids. Gene Ontology annotation, biological process: protein ubiquitination. The transcript is spliced from 2 exons. Gene Ontology annotation, molecular function: ubiquitin protein ligase activity. Lineage: Eukaryota; Metazoa; Chordata; Actinopteri; Holocentriformes; Holocentridae.
AGAAGAGGGACUGCAGACAGACCAGAGGAGUGUGAGCAUAAAUGUUCAAAGAAAUGAAGUUUGUUUGGGUGUGAACGCACCAUUACCCACUGGGAGCAGAUUGUUUCUGACGGAGUGAUCUAAUUUGCAUCUACCUCAGCAGAAACUGUGAAAAAGACCGCACGCUUCAUCAGACUCCAGCUUGCAGGACAGAGUCAACUUCGUCCCACCAACAUGAGUGAUGACAGGGAGAGACGGGGAAGCAAAGGCAGCCGGGAGCAGGCCUCCAAUGUCAAACCCAAACCAAACUACAAAGAGGAAAACAGCAAGCAGGACCAUGGGAAGAAAGAAAAGCCCGCCAAAGUGAGGAGAUCCAGGAGCAUCGACUUGGAGAGGGCUGAGAAAGACAGAGGGAGGAGGAGAGAACGAGAGAGGCACCAUGGACAGAGGAGGGAGCGUGGAAGGAGUGAGGAGGCCCGUAGACGGGACAGGAAGGAGGGUGAGAGUGAGCUGAACAAGUCCAAGCCCCCUGAAAAUGACAUUGAGGAUACGGAGUGUGCUGUGUGUUUCUGCUCCUACGAUAACAUCUUUAAGACCCCAAAGCUGCUCUCGUGUGGGCACACCUUCUGUCUGGAGUGCCUCGCACGCAUCAACGUAUCUUCUCUGGAGCUCAAGACGCUGUCCUGCCCCGUGUGCCGCAUGGUGACAGAGCUGCCCCACGGCCGGGACCUGCCCCAGCUAGGCAACAACCAGGACAUCUUCCGCAAACUCCCUCCAGAGAUGCAGAGGGCGCUGUCCAUCCGCUUCAAACGCAGCAAGGGCAAACUGGUCCUGAAGAACCCGCCUCCCACCAGCCCGACCAAGUCAAACACCCUCACCCUGCCCACGAAACCGCAGGGCGGCCAGUUUGUAGAGGGUGGCGAUCUUCACCUGGGCACUAUGGAGGAGGGAAUAGCCCCAGCCACCAUGGUGGAUGUGGGCAGGCCUCCUAACAGGGUCAGAGGUCGCCUGCGCAGGCUGUUUCGUUCGGACCAGUGCUAUUACGCUGUGGUGGCGACCAUUAUCACCAUCACUGUUGCACUAAUGCUGGUGGGGAUUCUGGCCUUUGUGAUCAUGCCAAAUGUGAUGGUUCACAAGAGGCCUCCCCAUCAGACUAACCACACGCUACCAGAUUAGCCAGGAAGUGGCAUCGUCUUCUGUCCAAAUAUAUAAGACCAUCCAGGAAAAAGAGGAAUGGGGUGUGGAGAUGAGACGAAAGAAGCGGGAGACAAUAUCACUUACACCACAGUGGUUAUCAUUGUCAGUGACACUUAAUGCAUCCUGUCUCAUUUCGCUCUUUUACUGGGGAAAGUGAUGGUGAAGGAACAGCUAAUAGCACUGGGACACAUUCAACCUGGUUCAAAGGCAAUGAAGUGAAGAAUUGAAGGAAAAGGGAGUCAACAUCUUUAAAAAAAAAACAAACCAAAAAAAAAAAACAAAGGACAGAGACUCAAAAUUGCACAAGGGGGAAAUAGUGAAAGACUAUA